Messenger RNA from Amblyraja radiata (thorny skate), 1185 nucleotides. It is a transcript of the gene lrrc72, whose product is annotated as leucine rich repeat containing 72. Gene Ontology annotation, molecular function: protein binding. The transcript is spliced from 11 exons. The record is from RefSeq and is a predicted model, not a curated record. The annotation marks the transcript as partial. Lineage: Eukaryota; Metazoa; Chordata; Chondrichthyes; Rajiformes; Rajidae.
AAAUACUCAACAGGUCUAACCUCCAGCGUUUUCAUUUUUUACUGCAAUUCAAAUGUCCAACGUGGCUGCAGCAGCUAUCUGAACGUAAUCAUAGAUUUGUGGGUCCAAUAUCGCGCACGGAGUGGACAGGAGUGGUGUCGAGAGCAUUGUAAUGAAUGCUCAGACUGGCUGGGCUUUGCACAAGGUGGAGCUGGCCCGACACCAUCGGCCAAGGUUAUAGAAAAUGAAUUAAAACUUCACAAAAUCAAAAGGAAGUGCGAUGUCAUUGAACUUUAUCUGGCUAAGGAAGGACUAACAGAAGUUCCUGAUUUGUCAAGAUUUAAACAGUUGCAGUACUUGUGGUUAAAUCAUAACAAGAUUAAAACGAUAAAUUCCCUGAAAAUGAAUUGGUGCCUCAAAGAACUAUAUUUACAAAACAACAUGCUCCUUGAUUUAACAGGUUCUCUGAAACACUUGACAUCCUUACAAAUAUUGCUGCUGCACAACAACAGGCUUACUAAGGUGGAAAAGAUCGUAGCAGAAUUAAAGAAAAUGACGUGGUUGCACACAUUAAAUAUAUUCAAUAAUCCUUUGUCACAAGAUAAAGAUUACCGCUUGUAUGUAAUCUACCAUCUACCUUCAGUGCAGCUGCUUGAUAGGCAAUAUGUACAUCAGAAAGAACGGGAAGCUGCUUUGGAUUUCUGCAACCAAGACCGAAUGCGAGUCCGUCAAUCAUUAGCAUUUGGGCAGAGGAUACAAACUCAUUUACUUAAACAGAAAGUAUCAAAGAGAAGUGGAAGUGCACAUCCAAGUUGGAUGUCAGCAGUUCCUCGCCAGAAAGGUAUUCUCAAGAACCCAAAAAAGAUAAUGGUGGAUGUCAGCAGUUCCUCAUCAGAAAGUUUCAGAGAUGCUUCAAAGAUUGAUGUUGUUCAACGAGUAAAGCAAAAAUCAAUGAUGGAGCAUUCCAUUUUUGACUGGAGCAAAGUGCCCAAUGCACAGCAGAAACGCCAGGGAGAUGAACUGACAGAAACAUCUCAGAUCAUUACUCAAUUCAGAUAACCGCGAGAAUUUAAAGGGAAAUUCCACAGUAAAAAAAACACACUGGGAGGAUGUUUUAAAAUAGUUUGUGUAAAUGUCAUAACCUUGAACACGAUUAUUGCUACUGUUUGACUACCAUCUGAACAAUUAAAUGAAAAUUUCCCCAAA